Amphimedon queenslandica is the source of this 2061-nucleotide messenger RNA. RefSeq names its product SH3 domain-containing kinase-binding protein 1-like. Gene Ontology annotation, molecular function: protein binding. Gene Ontology annotation, biological process: actin filament organization; cell migration. Lineage: Eukaryota; Metazoa; Porifera; Demospongiae; Haplosclerida; Niphatidae. Bases 76 to 1764 code for a protein of 562 amino acids. The transcript is spliced from 13 exons. The record is from RefSeq and is a predicted model, not a curated record.
AACCAACCACGCCCAUCGUACUUUUUAACUUUUUGACGGGUUAGGCUUUAGCUCUUCUCUUCUUUCUUUCCAUUCAUGGAAGCCGUCGUUUUAUUCAAUUACACCAAAGAGCAAGACGAUGAACUGAGCCUCAAUGUUGGAGACACAGUGACUGAUGUGACCAUAAUAGAGGAAGGCUGGUGUGAGGGAACACUCAAUGGCAUUAAAGGAGUGUUUCCAGAGAACUUUGUAAAGCUCAAACCGAAAGUGGAGCAAGCCGACGUCCCUAAAUUAAGAAAAUUGCCUUAUGUAGCGGAAUCAGCAGACAACACUCGUAAACGAAGAGCCAAAGUUGCAUUUAGUUACACAGCAGAGAACUCUGACGAACUGAGCCUGCCUCUUGGGAGCACUGUAGAGAUACUGGGGGAAGAUGAGGAAGGAUGGUGGAGGGGGAAACUUGAUGGGAAAGAAGGCGUGUUCCCGUCUAAUUUUGUUCAGCUAAUAGAAGAGACGGAGGAAGGAGGCACUUCUCCUCCUCCUUAUUCCAACAUAACACCAAGUAAACCAGCUGAGAAGGCAAGGCCUCCUUCAAUGAUAGCAAUGCCAGGGCUAGGCGGUAUCAAUCCGAAUGAGCUCAGACAGAAACUUAAACCAGUUUCACCGGCAACAGGACCACCACCAAGUGAAGUAACAGCCCCUGCUCCCAUUCCUAAGUCAGCCCCAGUACCAACAAUACAAGAGUCACAGCCACAAAAGGCUAAAGUGAUGUUCUCUUAUAAUGCUGAUCAGGAUGAUGAGGUGUCUGUGACAGAAGGUGACACUGUUGAUAUUAUCAGUACAAAAACUGAUCAAGAUGGCUGGUGGAAGAUCAGAGCUGGCGGUAAGGUUGGACUUGUGCCCGAUAAUUUCUUAUCAGCCAUACCAAGCAGUGCAUCCCCCAAAGUCCCUGAAAUCGUGGAAGCUAUAGACAAUCCUCCUCUUCCCCCUAAAUCAACAGCCCCUCCAGCAGCUGUAGUCCCUAAGCCCAAACCACCAAGCACUUCGUCGAUUACUAAACAUCCAAAAUCAGCUGUGGAAUUGCCAAAAUUACCUUCCAAGCAACCCGAGCUCCCCAAGAAAGAGCCAGCAGAAUUGGAUAUCCCCAGACAAGAUGUACUUGAUAGUAAAGUAGCUAGAGAUAAACCUAAACGAACUGCUAGACCUCCUUCACGUAAUACAUCGACUGCUGACAUAUCAGAAGAGAAAGAAACUGAACCUGAAAAAGGGAAUCAGUCUCCUCCCACUAGUGGUGUUGCUCCUUGGCAGCAAGAGCUCAAGAAGCGAAAACCUAGGCCAACUCCACCCACAGUUCCUGGUGGCUCAGAGCCAGCCAAACCACCAACUACUGCAGCUAAACCUGCUCCAGAUAUCAGGCCUAAACCAAAACCAUCCAAGCCAACUCCUACAGUAACUCCUAAACCAGCGGAGCCUUCACCACCAGCACCUUCAGUGGCACCUGCUCCAUCCAAACCUACGGCUCCCAGUAAAACUCCUGCUAAUAAGGAAGGAGCAUUGCCUUCUGCUCCUGCUCCUGUUGUAGCUUCUCCUCCUGAUAAUUCUUGGAAGGAAGCAUUCGAGGAGCUCCAAGGCCAAUUCAAGACAUUCCAAGAGAAACUUAGACAAGAAAUGCAGAAAGAGAUAGAUAUACUUUCGAAGGAUCUUGAUGACGAAAGGAAGAAAGUUGCAUCGAUGCAAAUUGACAUUGAUAGAUUGAAGAAAGCACGUGAAUAUCGUGACUCGCUAUAAGAAAUUUAUUUUAAGUCUGUUUUAUUGAUUUUUUUUACUUUCGCUGUUUGAUGAACAUUAUAUACAUGUUGUAGCAGUUUUAAAAAUUAGGAAAGUAUUAUUAAAUUAUUAAUAAUAAUAAUAAUGUCAUUAUUCACAGGUUUGGAGUGACACAUUCUUUUACUAAUAUAAUCACAUCAACAAAUAAUAAUUAACUGUUUUGUGUGUUGUUUCUAAUCUCACUUUCCAAUGCACAAAUUACAAGCUUGUUCACACCUCAAUUUACACUUCGAGGUGCUAACAAGGUGUCAAAAAAAA